AUGGUAGUAUUUUCGGUCAUCGUGGUUGUGGUCGUUAAUUCUGUGGUUGUGGUCGUUAAUUCUGUGGUUGUGGUCGUUAAUUCUGUGGUUGUGGUCGUUAAUUCUGUAGUUGUGGUCGUUAAUUCUGUGGUUGUGGUCGUUAAUUCUGUGGUUGUGGUCGUUAAUUCUGUGGUUGUGGUCGUUAAUUCUGUGGUUGUGGUCGUUAAUUCUGUGGUUGUGGUCGUUAAUUCUGUGGUUGUGGUCGUUAAUUCUGUGGUUGUGGUCGUUAAUUCUGUGGUUGUGGUCGUUAAUUCUGUGGUUGUGGUCGUUAAUUCUGUGGUUGUGGUCGUUAAUUCUGUGGUUGUGGUUAAUUCUGCGGUUGUGGUCGUUAAUUCUGUGGUUGUGGUCGUUAAUUCUGUGGUUGUGGUUAAUUCUGCGGUUGUGGUCGUUAAUUCUGUGGUUGUGGUCGUUAAUUCUGCGGUUGUGGUCGUUAAUUCUGUGGUUGUGGUCGUUAAUUCUGUGGUUGUGGUCGUUAAUUCUGUGGUUGUGGUCGUUAAUUCUGUGGUUGUGGUCGUUAAUUCUGUGGUUGUUAAAUCUGUGGUUGUGGUCGUUAAUUCUGUGGUUGUGGUCGUUAAUUCUGUGGUUGUGGUCGUUAAUUCUGUGGUUGUGGUCGUUAAUUCUGUGGUUAUGGUCGUUAAUUCUGUGGUUGUGGUCGUUAAUUCUGUGGUUGUGGUCGUUAAUUCUGUGGUUGUGGUCGUUAAUUCUGUGGUUGUGGUCGUUAAUUCUGUGGUUGUGGUCGUUAAUUCUGCGGUUGUGGUCGUUAAUUCUGUGGUUGUGGUCGUUAAUUCUGUGGUUGUGGUCGUUAAUUCUGCGGUUGUGGUCGUUAAUUCUGUGGUUGUGGUCGUUAAUUCUGUGGUUGUGGUCGUUAAUUCUGUGGUUGUGGUCGUUAAUUCUGUGGUUGUGGUCGUUAAUUCUGUGGUUGUGGUCGUUAAUUCUGCGGUUGUGGUCGUUAAUUCUGUGGUUGUGGUCGUUAAUUCUGCGGUUGUGGUCGUUAAUUCUGUGGUUGUGGUCGUUAAUUCUGCGGUUGUGGUUAAUUCUGCGGUUGUGGUCGUUAAUUCUGUGGUUGUGGUCGUUAAUUCUGUGGUUGUGGUCGUUAAUUCUGUGGUUGUGUCGAUAGCUUGUUAUUAUCACCAUCUUUCUUCUUUAUAA
Messenger RNA from Penaeus monodon (black tiger shrimp), 1188 nucleotides. RefSeq lists its product as uncharacterized. NCBI's taxonomy places the organism in Eukaryota, Metazoa, Arthropoda, Malacostraca, Decapoda, Penaeidae. The record is from RefSeq and is a predicted model, not a curated record. The transcript has a single exon. The coding region runs from base 1 to 1188 and encodes 395 amino acids.